Messenger RNA from Rhizopus microsporus ATCC 52813, 3816 nucleotides. RefSeq lists its product as uncharacterized. The record is from RefSeq and is a predicted model, not a curated record. Bases 1 to 3816 code for a protein of 1271 amino acids. NCBI's taxonomy places the organism in Eukaryota, Fungi, Mucoromycota, Mucoromycetes, Mucorales, Rhizopodaceae. Gene Ontology annotation, molecular function: nucleic acid binding; protein binding. The transcript has 19 exons. Gene Ontology annotation, cellular component: nucleus.
AUGUUUGCUUACUACCGCUCAAUUUGCCACAAUUCAGCCAUUCAACGCAUUUUAAAGGGAUCAAUAUCUAAUUCGGAUCCUACCGAUCUCGUUCUUGGGAAUAAUCUGGAUUGGCACACGAUUGAUUCUUCACUUGAGAAUGUACUUUGUUUGCAAUUACAACAAGCAGCAUUUGGCAACAUAAUAGACGCACGUUUACUUUCUUGUCAUUUCAGUGAUCAACAAGAGUAUCUAGAAACUGAAGAGACAUAUGAAGAAAUGAGUUACUCGCGGAAAGUCAGAAAGCACUCUUUUAUUCAAGGACAAGACGUUCUAGUGAUACUUUCUGAAUAUGGCAAAAUGAUUUUCACAACAAUACAUCGUCUUUCCGACAACAUAAAACGGUUUGAGACUCUAGCAGAGAUUUAUCUGGAUUCCCCUGGGUUAGAAUAUACAAAAAUGGGAAAGAAGUUAGCCGUUGAUCCAUGCUCAAGAGCAAUCGCUGUAGCCUCAUUGCAAGACAAGUUUGACAUUUUUAUUUUAAGCCCAACAUUAUCAAGGUCAAGGUUUGAUCCAGUCAUUGGUAGAGGCUCCCAAAUUGAAGAAGGCAUCAUUUGGCAUAUGGAGUUUUUACAUACAGAGUCAACCUCGAUGGACAGAAUACUGUUAGCUCUUGUAAUAUACAACGAUGUCGAAAAAAUAUGUCGAUUAGUAUUGUACGUUAUUAACGCUUCCAACUUACAAAAUGUCACUAUGGAAAGAAUCGGACGAUUACCAUUGGAAAGCAAUACACCACUACCACUGCUCCUUAUUCCCCUUCAGUCUCGACCUGAAUCGUUUUUAUUGGUUACCGAACAACAAGUAUGUCUGUUAUCUUCUGAUGAUCUUGCGUGCGGAAAUGUACUGUAUCCAAAUAGUUUUAUUCCUAGAGCGUUUGGAAGCAUUGACUGUCCACUAUUUAAUGCUGCUACUCAGCACGAGGACUUGGAUAAAAGCUAUGUAUAUCUUGGAUCAGCAGAAGGAUGUAUAUACAGACUGCACAUAACGUCUUCAAAUGAAAUGAGUUGGACUCUUAUCGAUUCAGUAAAUCCAAUUGGCCAAUCUAUGUGUCUGCUUGGAACAGCUGAUCUAGUAAACGAUAACAACACGAUCAGAGCGGACGUACUGCUAUAUGCAGGAGAAUGCGCUGAUAGUCAAGUUAUAGCUAUUCCGUGCCCUGAUGUCAGUCAAUGGGAAACUCCUACGAUCACGGUUUUGCAAAGCUUGGUUAAUCGAGCACCCAUUACGGAUGUAGAAAAAAUAUCUGGUUAUUAUGGACAGCAAGAGAGUUUGGCUGUCUGCUCCGGUAUAGGCAAGCAGGGAUGCUUAACAUUUAUCGCCCGUGGUGUGAAAGCACGCAAAGUGUCUUUUUCUCAACCAGAGUGGAAAGGUAUCAACCGGCUAUGGAGCAUUAAUUCAACAGCUUCGCACCUACCGGAGAUUUCUUGCUUAAUGGCUUCCUCUCCUAUUGACUCUAGGCUAAUAGCAGCUAAAGAUGGACAAUUACAAGAUAUUAUGCUCUCAACGUACGACGAAGCUUUAUCAGAAACUAUUCAUGCAAACACUAUUUACGUGAAAAGCGUUUGGCUAUUGUUGAGAGCCCACUUUAAAGGCAUUUCAAUACUCAUGGUGCAAGAUCAGAAUACACUAAUACUCACACAGCAUAGAAUUAGCGACUCUGAAGGCAAUAUAGAGCAUGCCACUUCAUGGCAGGAUUCUCAUGGAACCUAUGUUGCCAUUUGCUUGCUGAAGGAGAAAGGAUAUGUGGUGCAGAUACUUAGCAUUGAAGAUGACGGUAUAAAUGAGGACUGUACUCAAAUACAGCUGUGUAUCCGUCCUAUCAAAGAAAUUUGUGUAGAUGACUGCCCUAGCUUCAUUGAUUGUCUGCAAGUGAAGUCAUCCUCAUGGCUCAUUAUUGGCACAUACAAGCCUUCAUGCAUCAUUUACGAAAUGCAGGGCACGGGUAUUCAAAUGAAUCAGAAUAUCGAUUUGGGCUCAACAACAUUAGGUGCAUAUGCAGUUCCGCACUCUGUAGGCAUACUGCACUCACCACAUAUCCCAAACAUGCCUUUCUACCUUUUACUUGGAAUUCGACAGGGCUCAAUUUUGAGCUUUCGACUACAACACACAGCUCACAGGCUUACUCUUUCUGAUGAACCGCCCUUGAUUUACACAUUAGGGUCUCUAGCAGUAUCCUUGACUGUAUGUCUCGCAAAAGAUACCAUAUAUGCGUUAUCCAACCAGUUAUGGCAACUGCGAUGCAAUAGCAGCAACGUGAUCGAGAUCGAGCAGGUUUUACUACAAGACUUUGACCGACCUCCUGAUGCGGUUGUCUUUUUUAACUGGGGCACUGAGGCAAAGGAUGAGGUAUUGGCUAUUGUUGCAGAUGAUAGGCUGCAUCUCUUUCAGUUAAGCCCAAACAGUCGACUCAAUUUUCAUAAUGUUGAGCUGGGACAGACACCAAGAAAAAUUAUUUAUAACGAAUCCCUCAACUAUGUUAUUGCGCUGACGUCAACCAUUAUAUCCGGCACUCGCAAAAACUACAUGCAUCUUAUUAAUCCAAAAAGUGGUCACUUCCUAACAGAGAGUCAACGUGUGGGGCGAGAUAACAAUUAUGCAAAGAAUGACAUGAUACUUUCAGCUGCUGAGUGGUGUGUGGUGUAUAAAUCAAAGCAAUAUCAAUAUCUUUGUGUAGGCUUUGGUCAUCCAAAAGAAUCUCUGCAUACGCUACGAAACGGCCCUCUACGAUCUCCAGAGACAUCUAUUGAACGAGGCACAUUAGUGCUAUAUCGACUCAAAGCAUAUGCAAAACGUGGCUCUGUAUUAAAGCGCAUUUGGAUAAAUGAAAGAUUGCCGGGCGGUGUCCUUUCCAUUUGUCCAUACUCUGCUGGGCUUCUCUUUUCGGCAGGAAAUCGCCUAUAUCUUUAUAGAUUUGACUCAGAAUCUGGAAGACUAGCAGAAAUUGCCCAUAUAACGUUACCAAACGUUAUCAAGUCUAUUCAUGAAAAUAAGGGACAUAUAUGUAUUACUUCACAAGCAGACUCUGUUUCGUUCUACAAGUUUAAUGAAGACAAGAAAGGCUUUGAACUCCUAGCAAGCGAUAUCAAUGCCAUGUCAAUUCAUCAUUUACUCAUGUUAAAUGAUCAUACUGUUGUGGGAGUUAGCUAUUCUGGAGGCAUGGUUGCUUUAAAUGGUAACUUUGGAGAAGAAAAUGCAAGUAAACGACUUGAGUCGCUAUUUUCGUUUCAUUUUUCAGACAUUAUGGUCAAGCCUACGCUGGCAGCACUUAAGCCACUCAACAAUGUGUCUAAAGACAUGGAUCUCUUAUUGAAUAACGUAAUACCCUGGGAUACAAGUGAAUACGAUUUACAAGAGCUUAAACCAAUCGUCUGCUGUACAGUGUCAGGAGGCAUACUUCAUAUUUAUAGAAUCAGCAGUCAGUUAUACCGUGUCUUGAAUGUACUCCAAGAGCUCUUAUUGAUAUUUGAGCCUACAUUGCCGCUACUUGGAGCCACAAGUGAUUUUCAAGACUGGUACUGUCAAUUAUCUAGUAGACAAAAAGCAACCAUACAUGGUGACCUUGUAGAAUCCUAUCUGAGACUUUCAUUUGAUGAACAGUUGUCAGUUUUACGGCCAGGUGGCAGCCUUAGCUCUGAACUAGCCGCUGCUGCCAAUGAUUUGCUAAUAGGAUCAAAUGACACUGCGAUUGACCUUGAAAGUGAACAAGAGGAUAACAAGACGAGGAUCAUAGCUUAUUUACUAAUUAGCUUAUUAUCCGAAUUUUCAAGAUACUGUUAA